UUUCUAUUCUUGACCUUUCCUGACCUUUCGUCUCCUUGUCUUCAGGACAUCCUGGAGAACGACAGCAUCACUCUGGACUGGAUGUUUAAGUAUUCCCUCAUCAAUGACAUUGUAAAGGGCAUGGUGUUCCUUCAUAACAGUGUCAUCGUAUCGCACGGCAAACUGAAAUCGUCAAAUUGUGUUGUGGACAACCGCUUUGUCCUCAAGAUUACCGACUAUGGACUGUCCAGCUUUAGAUCGGAUCUGGACUCAGGAAGCGACGCUCAUGCCUACUACGCCCAAAAGCUGUGGGUUGCUCCAGAGCUGCUACGGAUGGAGUCUCCUCCUCCCCAGGGAACUCAAAAAGGAGACGUCUACAGUUUCGGGAUCAUCCUCCAGGAGGUUGCCCUGCGUCGAGGAGCCUUUUACCUGGAGGGCGAGUUACUGAGCUCCAAAGAAAUCGUGGACCGGGUGAUUCUGGGGGAGUGGCCCUGCCUGAGGCCCACCAUCGACCCGCAGUGUCACAGCCCUGAGCUGGGUCAGCUCAUGCAGCGCUGUUGGGCCGAAGAGCCGACGGAGAGACCCGACUUCAACCACAUCCGCCUGCUGCUGCGCAAACACAACAAGUGA
Messenger RNA from Cyprinodon variegatus (sheepshead minnow), 609 nucleotides. RefSeq names its product atrial natriuretic peptide receptor 1-like. Gene Ontology annotation, molecular function: ATP binding; protein tyrosine kinase activity; peptide receptor activity. Gene Ontology annotation, biological process: receptor guanylyl cyclase signaling pathway; cGMP biosynthetic process; protein phosphorylation. The record is from RefSeq and is a predicted model, not a curated record. Lineage: Eukaryota; Metazoa; Chordata; Actinopteri; Cyprinodontiformes; Cyprinodontidae. The transcript is spliced from 4 exons. The coding region runs from base 82 to 609 and encodes 175 amino acids.